GCAUAUAUUUUCGGAGUGACAUUACGGCGUACUCCCCGGUUCCGCAAAAAUGGACGCGGAUCCUGGUGCUGAUACUGCUACAACGCCACCGGACUCGGACCCAACGCGUAAGCGAAGGGUACACGGAAUGCUGAAGCUCUACUACGGCCUGAACGACGAGGGAAAGCGGGUCGAACUAGCCGAGUCGCUAGAUCCAUGCGAUAUAAAUGGACCGCAUUUUGACCCAGAAGUUUAUCUUAACAAGCUGAGGAGGGAGUGUUCCCUGGGUGAGCUAAUGGACCAGGAGAGCUGUAUGGUGAAACAGAUCCGCGCUCUGGACAGUGACAUGCAGACGCUCGUUUAUGAGAAUUACAACAAGUUCAUCUCGGCUACAGACACAAUCAGAAAAAUGAAGAACGACUUUAAGAAGAUGGAGGAUGAGAUGGAUUGUCUGGCCACUAAUAUGGCAGCUAUUACUGAAUUUAGUGCACGAAUCAGCGGAACACUACAGGACCAACAUGCUCAGAUUACAAAACUCUCAGGAGUUCACACUCUCCUCCGAAAGCUUCAGUUCCUCUUCGAGCUGCCGGCCAGACUGAACAAAUGCUUAGAGCUGCAGGCCUAUGCCCAAGCGGUGAACGCCCACCGACGGGCACGCUGUGUUCUGCAGCAGUACAGUCACAUGCCCUCGUUCAGAGGAAUCCAGGAUGACUGCCACGCUAUCAUGGACCAGCUCGCUCAGCAACUGCGGCAGAAGUUCAGGGAUGGCGGUUCGAGCGCGAAAGAUCUUUCGGAGUGUGUGGAACUGCUGCUUCAGCUUGACGAGCCUGCUGAGGAACUUUGCGACAAGUUCCUGAGCCACGCCCAAUCCCGACUGGAGACCGACCUGCAAGGGCUGGAGGCGGAGCUCUCCCCCAGCCCCAGGACAGAUAUUCUAGAAUUCAUCGACAGAGGGUGCAAUGAAUUUGUUAGUAACCUCUGCUUGGUCAUCGCCUCCUAUCAAGAAUUGUUUAUGGCCAGUGGCAAAUUACACGUAUUUGUUGACGCACUAGCUGCUAGGUACUUCUCUCUCGUGGAACGUAGGAUCCAAGAGGAAAAAGGAGUAGGGGAUAAUUCCUUGCUGGUGCGAGCUCUUGACCGUUUCCAUCGCAGGCUGCAGGCUGUGGCAAAACUGUUGCCUGGGUCCGCGGUGCCUAGCCAGGGGACUGAGAUCGUUGUGCGUGCGGCGAGGGAGCGCAUCAAACAGUACCUGGCCGCCCUGCAGAGCUUCUACCUGGACAGCCUGACGGACAUCAGACAGGCUUUGGCCGCCCCACGGCUCACGGUGACCAGUACGAAUGUGGCAGGAGGAGGGGCUCUCGCACGGGAAGGUGCCACAGGUAAAGAUGCCCCGCCCAGUCUACCGGACCUGCUCUCCAAUUUGUCUGGCUCCAUUCUCAAUCAGAUUAAAUCGGUACUGGCCUCGGUGCAUCUCUUCACCGCAAAGGAUAUCACAUUCUCCAAUAAGCCUUAUUUCAAGGGGGAGUUCUGUAGUCAGGGUGUACGUGAGAACUUGGUGGUAAGCUUCAUUAAGUUCAUAUGCCAGUCAUCUCGUCAGUUUUGCGAGAGUGCAGGGGACAGAGGUGGAUCCACUCCCCCCGCGCUCCUCCUGCUCCUGUCUCGUCUCUGUUUGGACUACGAGACCUCAACCAUCUCCUAUAUCCUCACCCUCACAGACGAGCAGUUCCUUGUGCAGCAUCAUACUCCAGUAACUCCAGUUACAGCACUAUGCACAGAAGCCAAAGAAGCAGCUCAGAAACUACUGAAUCACUACGUGAAGGUCCAGGGAUUGAUCAUCUCUCAGAUGCUGAGGAAAAGUGUGGAAACAAGAGACUGGGUCAAUACAAUCGAGCCUCGGAACGUCCGGGCUGUGAUGAAGAGAGUGGUGGAGGACACGACCUCCAUCGAUGUGCAGGUGGGACUUCUGUAUGAGGAGGGUGUAAGGAAAGCCCACAGCAGUGAUUCAAGUAAACGAACCUUCUCAGUUUAUAGCAGCUCAAGACAGCAGGUUCGCUAUGCCCCCAGCUACACACCAAGUGCUCCCAUGGAUACCAACCUUCUGAGUAAUAUCCACAAGCUUUUCUCUGAGAGAAUUGACAUCUUCAGCCCCGUCGAGUUUAACAAGGUCUCUGUCCUGACCGGGAUCAUCAAGAUCAGCCUGAAAACAUUCCUGGAGUGUGUUCGUCUGCGUACGUUCGGCCGUUACGGCCUGCAGCAGAUUCAGGUGGACUGUCACUACCUGCAGAUGUACCUGUGGCGCUUUGUCUCCGAUGAGAACUUGGUCCAUUUCCUGCUGGACGAGAUCGUGGGCAGCGCGGCCCAUCGCUGUCUGGAUCCUUCGCCCAUGGAGCAAAGCGUCAUUGAAGUUAUCUGUGAGAGAGGAUGAAGCCGGUUCAGGGAGAUUCACGAACCACUUGUCACUUCCGCAGUGAAGACAAGCGUAACUGUGCAAGUGAAAAAGCUGAAGGAAUGUUCUUCAUGCACUUGUUAUAAACUCUACAAAUGGAAUACUGUUAUGAAAAUAUUAAAAUGGUUUAGGGAAGUUGGCUUUAGUGGAUUUUAGGUUUAACACUCCUGUUGUCUAACACUCUGAAUCACAAUAAGUGCUUUUUGCAGUCAUUGUCUGGUCCUAAUCUCAUAGUGUCUUUUGUGUGUGGAUUACCACAGGAGAUGUUAAAGCAGUCUCUGUAAGACCGUAGCACUUUACACUUGAAAAAUGUCUCAAAAAGUGACUCUCACGCAUGAAGAGCCUUAAAGAUUGUCAACCUGUUCACAUGUAACGAACAGAUUCUACUCUGUUUGGGCAUCCUGCAUUAUUGAUUAAGGAGAACAAUGUGAAAUUCAUAUUGUAAUUAACCUGU
This is a messenger RNA of Chanos chanos (milkfish), 2879 nucleotides long. It is a transcript of the gene vps51, whose product is annotated as VPS51 subunit of GARP complex. Gene Ontology annotation, cellular component: GARP complex; membrane; EARP complex. The coding region runs from base 50 to 2404 and encodes 784 amino acids. The transcript has 13 exons. The record is from RefSeq and is a predicted model, not a curated record. Gene Ontology annotation, biological process: endocytic recycling; retrograde transport, endosome to Golgi; Golgi organization. Lineage: Eukaryota; Metazoa; Chordata; Actinopteri; Gonorynchiformes; Chanidae.